GCCCGCGUCCCCCUCCCGCCCGCCCGGGGCGCGGAGCGCGGCUGUGCGGGAGACAAUAGCGGAGCGGACGGCUCCGCGCCGGGCCGGGCCGGGCAUGGGCGGCCAGGGCUGCGCGGCCCCGCGGCCCCCGCGCCGCCCGAGCGGGCUGUAGCGGGGCGGGGGGCGGAGGGAGAAGGGGGGCGAUGCCCCACGCCGAGCCCAGCCCGCCGCUGUGCUGAGCCGGCGGGGCUGGCCGGAGGCUGGAGAGCGGGACAUGGUGCUGGAGCCCCCCGUGACGCUCCCCGGGUGGCCAAGGGGCGGCUGGUGAGGAGCUGGAGCGCGGCGGCGGAGCGAGGCCACGGUGAGGGAGCCCCGAGGAUCCGGCUGGGGAGCCAUGGGGAGAUGCAACGGGCGAUGCACGCUGGUGGGAUUCUGCUGCCUGCAGCUGGUCGCUGCUCUGGAGAGGCAGAUCUUUGAUUUCCUGGGAUACCAGUGGGCCCCCAUCCUGGCGAACUUCCUGCACAUCAUGGCCGUGAUUUUGGGCAUUUUUGGGACCAUCCAGUACAGAUCCAGAUACCUCAUGAUGUACGCGGUGUGGUUGGUGCUGUGGGUCGGCUGGAACGCCUUCAUCAUCUGCUUCUACCUGGAGGUCGGGCGCUUGUCACAGGACCGGGACUUCAUCAUGACCUUCAACACGUCCCUGCACCGCUCGUGGUGGAUGGAGAACGGCCCGGGCUGCCUGGUGACGCCGGUGCUCAACUCCAACCUGGCGCCCGAGGACCACCACGUCAUCACCGUCAGCGGCUGCCUGCUCGACUACCAGUACAUCGAGGUGGUGAGCAGCGCCACGCAGAUCUUCCUGGCGCUCUUCGGCUUCGUCUACGCCUGCUACGUCAGCAAAGUGUUCCUGGAGGAGGAGGACAGCUUUGAUUUCAUCGGCGGCUUUGACUCCUACGGGUACCAGGCACCCCAGAAGACGUCGCACCUGCAGCUCCAGCCGCUCUACACCUCGGGAUAACCGGGAGCCAGCGGCGCCAGGACCCCGCGGAGCCACCAGCCCUGAUGCCACCAGCCCUGAUGCCACCAGCCCUGAUGCCACCACCCCCGGCGCGACGGGGCCGCCACGGCGAGCGCCCGUCCCCUCCUGCCCCCCGGGACAUCGCGACAGCAGCGCCGGGAGCCGCUGGGCGGGUGGGCUGUGCCACCCCCGGGCUCCCACCCUGCCCGCGGUGGGGACACGGCGACAGCGCCGAGGUGGCAGCGCUCACGGGACACCGCUGGAUCUGCCUCUCCCGGCCUGGCUUUUCCUUGGAGCAGCGGAGCGGGCUCGGGACGGGGACAGGGACAGGGACAGGCACCGCCCUGGGGACAGGCGGGCUCGGGACAAUUUCGCGGAGCUCCGGAUCUGGCUCAGACUGGCUCCACGCACGGGACCGUGCUCCCGGCAGGAAUUCUCCGGCCCCCACGCCGGGAUGAAGCGGCGGCCAAGGGGCUCGCUCUGGGAUGCUCCGAGGAGUCGGAUCCGUCCAUCAGCAUCGCCUCGACCCCCGGAUUUGGGGACGCGGGGGGACACACAGGACCCCGAAGUCCCCCUGCACCCCCCUCCCGCCCACAUUCUGGGGCCUUGCUCCGAGCUGGGAACAGCGAGGCUGCUGUGGCCCAGCCCCGUUCCCGCCCUCCGAACGAUCUGAUGAAUGUUUUGGGUUGCUUUGGGAUUUUUUUUCCCCCAAUCAUUUCUUUGGGUUUUUAUUUAAUUUAAAGUGCCUGAGUAGACUCUGGCUGAGCCGGGCCCCCCCAAGGCUGACACCGUGCCUUCAGCAUCGCUGGGACCCCCCAGGGCCCUCCCAAACCUCGCCCAGGGCUGGGGGUUCCCCCCGGUCCCUUCAUCCGUGGGGGUCUCGGUGCCACAUCCAUCCGUCAGCUCCAGCGGCACAGGGACACCGGCACGGGGGGAGGGAUUUUUGGGGUGUGAGGUGGGGUGGGCAGGAUUGCUUUGCAGAAGGAAGAUCAGCUGGGAAGGAAAAGCCUUGGAAGGAACUGGAAGGGGAAAAGGGAGUUUCCUGGAGUGUCCCAGCUUCCCAGAAGCUCCUCGCUCUCCUUCCUGUGGGAUGUGGCUCCUCCAGACCCCUGGAUCUGCUCUGAAGCCCACCCUGCCCUCCUGGGAGCUGGGGAAUUUGGGUGGGUUUCACCUCCCAGCUGUUUCUCCUCCAGUGCCAGGGGAAUUUUUUACACCCUGGAAUGGUUUGUUGACCCUUCCCAACAGGGAGUGCUGGAAGUGCCAGGGCCUGGAGCUGGGAUGGGCUGAGCCCCCACGGCCCCCACCACCUCCAGCCAAGCUGUGAACUCUACAGGCAAUAAUUUUCCACCCUUUGCCCCUCUUUUUUCCAUGGAAAAUGGUGGGUUUAUCAGGCAGUGAUCCCCCUCAUCCCCCACAACAUAUCCCCAUCCCCAAGCCCUGGGGCCAGCAGCAUCCUUGGGGUUUAUUUUCCUCUCCAGGACCAAGGAUGCUGCACUGACCUGCUCUGGGACGGGAUGGGAUGAGAUGGGAUGGACAGGCAGGCACUCCCCUGCUACCAACCCUUCCCAAACCCAGCAGGAAGCAGCAGGAAGAGCUCACUGCAUUGAAGCUCUUGGGAAGAGCCUCCCUCCCUCCCUGGGCUCCACAGGAGCUGGGCACGGUGCUGCAGGACCUUGGGUGUUUCUGUUCCGUUGGCUUGGUUUUCUAUGAGCCCGUCUUUGUAACGUGAAUCGAGGAUUUCUUUUCUAUUCUGUAAUUAUAAAAGUCAAAGGAAAGUUUCAGCUGGUGCUGUUCUGCUUUGGGGCACUUCCCUUCCCCAGGCAGUCCAGGUGACUAAGGUGGGGGUGGUUUUUAAAUUUUUUUAAAAAUUCUUUUUCUCUUCUUCCCUUCCUUCAUACUGCCACCUCCCUCCUCAGGGCUCUGAAUGCCCCAGAUUUCCCCAUUUUAUAUCAUGGAAUGCUUUGGAUUGGGAAGAGAGCUUAAAUCCCACCCAGUGCCACCC
Motacilla alba alba is the source of this 2999-nucleotide messenger RNA. It is a transcript of the gene NKAIN1, whose product is annotated as sodium/potassium transporting ATPase interacting 1. Gene Ontology annotation, biological process: regulation of sodium ion transport. Bases 374 to 997 code for a protein of 207 amino acids. The transcript has 7 exons. Lineage: Eukaryota; Metazoa; Chordata; Aves; Passeriformes; Motacillidae. The record is from RefSeq and is a predicted model, not a curated record.